UCCCUUUAGCCCUUCCCCUCCUAUCCCCAAAUCUAAACCUAGCUAAAUAUCUGCUUCAAUGGCGAAUGCGGAGGCGGAGGCCGUCGAUUUCGAGCCUGAGGAGGACGAUCUUAUGGACGAGGAUGUCGGCGAUGGCUCCCCCAACCGAGCCACCGUUCCUCGCCUGAAGUCCGCCAUCACCGGCGGCGGCUCCUCCACCGCUCCAAAGAAGACCAAGGGCCGCGGGUUUCGCGACGAGGCCGCUGCUGAAGCGGACCGAAAUGCUCGCAUGUCCGCCCCCUUCGAUUCGCUCGAUUCAGAAGGCGGUCCUGGCCCCGAACGAUCUAUUGAAGGAUGGAUUAUUCUGGUUACUGGAGUUCAUGAAGAGGCUCAAGAGGACGAUCUGCAAAACGCAUUUGGUGAUUUUGGAGAGAUAAAGAAUUUACACUUGAAUCUCGAUCGUCGUACGGGUUUUGUCAAGGGCUAUGCUCUAAUUGAAUUUGAGAAGUUUGAGGAGGCACAGAGAGCCAUAAAUGAGAUGAAUGGAACUGAACUCCUAACCCAGACAAUGAAUGUUGACUGGGCGUUCAGCAAAGGUCCAUUCAGAAGAAGGAACAUUAGGAGGAGGUAUGUGAUCUCAAAUUCUCUGCAACAACAAUAUAAGUCCCUCUGUUCUUUCUAAAUGUCUAACUCAAAUUAUGGGUUCUUAUUACUGUUGCUCAUAGUAUAGGACUAGGAAAUAGCUGUACCAAACAUGAUAGUGCUCCCCAUGUACUUUUGGAGCCAGAGGUAAUGUGCAGAGCUUGGGAAAUACUGAUACUGGAAAUGUGCAUGUGUCACUUAUUACCUUAACAGACAAAUACAUCAUUUGGAAUGUUGUUGAGGGGGCAUGUUAAAUAUUUUAAUUAUCAGUUAGGGUUUGUAAUAAUUCAGACAUGGUGAAUCAAUGUUAGGAUACGUAACCUUGAAAAAUCUCUCCACUUUGAAUAUGUUAGAUGACACUCUUCAAAUCUAGUUUUGAGUGACCCAUAUUAGGUUGGUAAUAAUUUUGAAUUGUCUUGUAGUGGGAGUUGGAACAACCACAUUAUAAAAAGGGCAUGUAAUUGGGGAUUAAAAAGUUUACAAACCCUCUUUUCAUGUCUGGAUCCUAUCCGACUGUUACUGUUUUGUGAUUCAUCAUUUUUAUUGAAAUCUUCUACAGAUCACCUCGGGGUCAUCAUUCCAGGAGUCCAAGGAGGAGAUUCUGAUCAUGGUGGCAUGUGAGAGUUUUUGGCACUUUGAUUUAGAGUGAAGAUACAAAUGUGAAUCUUUGUUAACUUUUAACAAUGUGUACGAUUGUUGUUUCUGUUGUCAGUUUUCGUUCAUUGACUUCAUUUCAGCUGUAUUAACGUAUUUAUGAGGCUUCUUUGGAUUGCUCUUCCUGGCUUGCUAUUUAUAUAGGUUGGUACUUUAGUUGAAGGAUGUUCCAAUGUUGUGUUCUUAUUGAUUCCGAUCAGUGUAUUCAUUGCCUUUUUGAUUGGUA
Salvia miltiorrhiza (redroot sage) is the source of this 1501-nucleotide messenger RNA. RefSeq names its product RNA-binding protein Y14A-like. The transcript is spliced from 3 exons. Gene Ontology annotation, cellular component: cytoplasm; exon-exon junction complex; nucleus. The record is from RefSeq and is a predicted model, not a curated record. Gene Ontology annotation, molecular function: mRNA binding. The coding region runs from base 59 to 661 and encodes 200 amino acids. Lineage: Eukaryota; Viridiplantae; Streptophyta; Magnoliopsida; Lamiales; Lamiaceae. Gene Ontology annotation, biological process: RNA splicing.